This is a messenger RNA of Cuscuta epithymum, 1412 nucleotides long. The record is from the annotation of a GenBank genome assembly. NCBI's taxonomy places the organism in Eukaryota, Viridiplantae, Streptophyta, Magnoliopsida, Solanales, Convolvulaceae.
ACAGCCGGAUGUACCAUAUACGAACUCGGCUUACACCUUUAGCAUAUUUCUUGAAAGAAAUACCAUCCGUUUACCGAAUCAUACCACGCUCCCCCGUUGCUGUUCUCGUUCGAUUCAAGCUUUGCUCAUCGGGAAGAAGCAGUCAUCCAUGGACAAUCAAGAGCCCCAGUUGAAUGCUUUGGGAUCACUAUCCUUGCACUCCUCAUCCUCUAGCCCGUGCAAUUCCGUGUCCUAUUAAUGAAAUUCUCUUCCCCUGCUCCUUCUACGCGUAUAUGUGUUCAAUUGUUCCCAAUGCUAUGGGCUUUUUUUGUGAUUCGUUGUUAGUUUUUUUUAAUCAAGGAUGAGUUUGGAGGAGAGAUUUGAUGUUGUUCGGAGCACAGGGGAAGAGUGUAUCCAGGAAGAAGAGUUAAAGAAUCUGUUGGCGAAUAAGCCUCAGCCAAUAUGCUAUGAUGGAUUUGAACCCUCUAGUCGGAUGCACAUGGCUCAGGAUAGCAGGGAAGAAGUAAUACAGGCAUGGUAUAUGGAUGAUAGCAAUGCAGACCAGAGACUUCCUCAUCACCGUGAGCCAAAUCUGUUUGUCUCCUUUGACAAACUUGAUGAGCUUGGAGUGCUCAGCUGGAGGUUAGAUGCUGACAAUUAUGAAAAGGAUGAGGUUUUGAAGCAAAUCCGUGAAUCCCGAGGAUAUUCAUACAUGGACUUUUGUGAGGUGUGCCCUGAAAAGUUGCCCAAUUAUGAAGAGAAGAUAAAAAAUUUCUUUGAAGAGCAUCUUCACACUGAUGAAGAAAUCCGCUAUUGUGUUGCCGGGAGUGGUUAUUUUGAUGUACGCGAUAAGAAUGAUGAAUGGAUCAGGAUCUGGGUGAAGAAAGGAGCGAUGAUAAUCCUCCCUGCCGGAAUUUAUCACCGUUUUACCCUUGAUUCUAAUAAUUACAUUAAGGCGAUGCGACUCUUUGUUGGUGACCCAGUUUGGACUCCGUUCAACCGCCCACAUGACCAUCUCGACGCAAGGAAAAAGUACAUUGAAACAUUUGGGACGGAUGAUGCUACUACAGGUCUUGCUGUUGAUGCUGCUGCCUAAGUAUGCUAUUGUAUUACCAACUACACUACAGACUACUAUUAUAGAACCAAGAAACUUUAACAUCAUGGCGCCAGUUAUCGUUACACUUUGAUAAAAUAAUGUUUCCCAUAGGCACGUGUAUUCUAUGUGAUGGCCAUGGAUUCAGUUUGAUUAUAUGUAUAAAUAUGUGAGUUUGUGAUGACAAUUUUUGCCAGUGUUGAACUGCUGACAUGAAUUGGCCCAAUUAGUCCUAGAUCAUGGAUGGGUUUGAUGAAAAUAUUUGCUGAGUUGCACCAAAAAUGAAAUGUGUUUUUGAGGUAGCCACAAUAUUAGUAAAGGUGUAGUUAUUAUAUUUGUG